Messenger RNA from Gilbertella persicaria, 845 nucleotides. RefSeq names its product Golgin subfamily A member 7/ERF4. Gene Ontology annotation, cellular component: endoplasmic reticulum palmitoyltransferase complex; extrinsic component of endoplasmic reticulum membrane. NCBI's taxonomy places the organism in Eukaryota, Fungi, Mucoromycota, Mucoromycetes, Mucorales, Choanephoraceae. Gene Ontology annotation, biological process: peptidyl-L-cysteine S-palmitoylation; protein targeting to membrane. The transcript is spliced from 4 exons. Bases 395 to 808 code for a protein of 137 amino acids. The record is from RefSeq and is a predicted model, not a curated record.
CAGAAACACAAAAGAAAACCUUUUUUUUUCUCUUUCUCUUCUUUUUGUCAUAGUAUGUUCAAAACAACUUCAUAUGAACCUAGUUUACCAGACACAAUACAUUUGAGACGAGAAACAGUUCCUGUUAAACACCUUGAUACAACUACACUUGUUAAUAACACAAGUGCUUUUACUUUUGAGCCUUUUCCUCUCGAAACUACUUCUACACGCGUAUCGAGCACUAUCAUGGCAGGUACAUGUAUGUUUCUUAUGACGCAAUUUUUUAUAGUAUAAAACAUGGAGCUACUUUUUUUUUUUUAUUUCUGCCUCCCUUUAUUUUUCUUUUUUCUUCUUCUUUUUCUUAUUCUUAAAUACAUACAUUAUAGGCUCAGAAACAGCUAUUCAAGAUAAUGCCAUGUCGAAAGCACACCAGGCAAUUACAAUUCAGAAUAGAGUGCCAGUGAAAGCAAUAAGAAUAGAGCGUGAUUAUUCCUUGGGUGAUGGUAUCACUCGUUUUAGUACCGAAUAUCCUGUAGAAUUGACUGGCAAAAUCAGUCCUGAACAAUUUGCACAUACAAUCACAGAAAUCAAUCGAAUAAUGGACUAUGCAGAUAGAUUGACAUGGCUUAUUGUGUUAGAGAAUAUUGUUGAGACACUUACUAUCUAUUUAUGGCCUAUCUUUUUCUCUACACAUUAUCAGAGGGUAGUCAAACGAUUGCUGGCAUUCAUUGAAUCAGAAAAUUCAAAUGUAUAUUAUUCACAAGCAUUGUCUAUAUCCAACCCAGUUAAAUCAGCCUUUCUUUUCAUUGAAAUCAACUUUUACGAGUAAAUUCGUUAUUAUACCCUUCUUUUUCAUUCAAAUAAAC